Solanum pennellii is the source of this 686-nucleotide messenger RNA. RefSeq lists its product as uncharacterized. The record is from RefSeq and is a predicted model, not a curated record. The transcript has a single exon. NCBI's taxonomy places the organism in Eukaryota, Viridiplantae, Streptophyta, Magnoliopsida, Solanales, Solanaceae. Bases 158 to 565 code for a protein of 135 amino acids.
GAGAGUAAAGUGUAAUGCAGACCUUACCCCUACCUUAAAAGGUAACUUGGUGAAAAAUGGUGGAUUUGAAGCUGGUCCGCACGUAUUCAAGAACUUCUCGACAGGGGUGCUUGUCCUGCCUCUGAAACAAGACAAGUACUCACCAAUUCCAGGAUGGAUGGUUCAGUUUGCAAAACCAGCAAAAUACAUCGACUCGAAGCAUUUCUUAGUACCUUCAGGAAAUGCAGCUGUUGAAUUAAUAGGAGGAAGGGAAACAGGCAUUGCACAGACAGUAAGGACAGUCCCCAAACAAUUCUACAACCUGACUUUCAUCAUUGGCGAUGCAAACAAUGACUGCCACGGAACAAUGACAGUUCAAGCAUUCGCUGGAAAGGCUAGUACACAAGUUUCAUUUGUAUCAAGUGGAAAGGGAUGGUACAAGACAGCAAGCCUCAAGUUCCAAGCAGAUAAAACUAGGACAACAAUAGCUUUUUAUAACCCAUUCUAUCACACGAAGGUACACGACUUUGGUCACAUGUGUGGACCUGUCAUCGAUGAUGUUAGUCUCGUUCAUGUCAAGAAGUGAGCAUUACUCAGAUAAGAUCAAUUUCAAAUCAAGUUCUGUACCAUUGUUUUUGUUUUUGUUUAAGUUGUUCAGUCCGAAACAAGAAUGAUAUAUCCAAUAAAAGUAGUAAAAUCUCUUCAUU